Prorocentrum cordatum is the source of this 1002-nucleotide messenger RNA. The record is from the annotation of a GenBank genome assembly. Lineage: Eukaryota; Dinophyceae; Prorocentrales; Prorocentraceae.
AUGCGCCCUCGCGACGCGAACAGGUCCGACGCUCUCAACAAGUUCGUAUUUGAUACCAGCUUCCAGAGGCUGCAGAAAUUUGCGAGGCUGCCACCAGCAGAGGCGGCUGACCAAGCGAAGAAGUUCCGCGAUUUUGAGCUACCCGCCAUCUAUUCCCCCGACUGCUUCAACGACACAUGCCACGUGACCGGCGAGGUGCACUUCCCACCACAGCUGCGGGGCGAAUUGGCUGGCAGAAGCGGGGUGCAGAUCGAGGAGAUCAAGGCCGCCACGGGGGAGCAGGUGCUCACGUUCGAAAGCGGCGUGGCGCUCAUCAUCGGGCCGCCGGAUCGAAUCGCGGACGCUGCGGCCAUGGUCAGGGCCAGGGUCGAAAACGUCCCACGCAGGGCGUUGACCUUGCCAGCCGGGGCCCAGCCCAGCCGGGUGCUGGGGCCGAAGGGCGAAACGAUCAAAGGGAUCAAGUCCCGGAGUGGAGCGGUCGUUUUUUUCGACACCAACACGAGCAUAGUGGUCCUCACCGGCACAGAGGAUUAUGUCGAAAUUGCUGUCAAAGAGGCCACGGCGCCGUUCGAUGAGGCAGUCUCUUGCAGCCAGGAGCUGACCCUGCCAGCUGGAGUCCAGCCCGGCCGCGUGCUGGGGCCCAGGGGCGAAACGAUCAGAGAGAUCAAGUCCCGGACCGGAGCGCAUGUAAUUUUCGACAACGACACGCGCAGAGUAGUCGCGACUUGUACACAAGACCAGGUCGAAGUUGCCGUCACCGAGGUCGCCGCGCCGUUCGAGAAGGCCCCCGCCCUUUCUUGCAGGCAGGAAGUGGCCUUGCCAGCCGGUGUCCAGCCUGGGCGUGUGUUGGGGCCCAGGGGCGAAACGAUCAAAGGGAUCAAGAUCCAGACAGGAUCAUUUGUAGUGUUCGACAGAGACGCGCAGAGUGGUCGCGACUGGCACAGACAACCAGGUCAGAGUUGCCGUCGCGCAGAUCAGAGCCCUCAUCGAGGGGUCACCUGA